GUCUUCAUGGGAAGGUCAAGAUUCUGGUGCGAUGAAGCGCUACAAACUCCACGAGACCAGAAUAGCCGCGGUGCAGCGAGGUGCAGAGCAUGUGGGAUAUCAGACCUUUGCGGGAGACCCUCCCAUCAUUGCAACUGCUGCUCAGCACUCUAAAAGGAAGCCUACAGCACAUGCUGCAUCCCCCAUUGCUUUGCCAUGGUAUGAACAUGACUCUGAAGCUGACGCCUCGGACGCUGCUAAUUCACCACGGUCCGAUAGGCCACUGGGCCCGCGUGAGGAGGACAGUGACGGUGGUUCUGAUACCUACUCAGAGCCUCCGAUUCCACCAUGCGAUGGUAUUGAGUCAUCUUGUGCUGCUGCGCCCAACGACUGGGAAGAGCGCAUGGCCAGACAGCCAUCCACCUUGGACUCCUUGAAGCAGCUCCCAGGGCUGGUGGUCUUUGGGACCUUCCGAUCCACUGGUGGCAAGGAGGCGUUGAAACGUGCUGGAGAGGUCAUUGUUCAUCGUGGUCCUGCAGCAUUACAAGGUUGCAAAGUCAGGAUUUGGGGCAACAAAACCCGGGGUCCCACUUGGGACUUUGACCGAUGCUAUGUGCAGAUCUUGGAUGCUCGUGUUUGGGGGCCUAGCCGCAAACCAUCACAUGGAAGUGCGAUUGAUGUGGAAAGGAUGGAAUUCUUCGGAUGCAUCUGGCAUGCCAUAGAAUUUGGAGUUCCCCGGCAGAAGCUCUUUGUGUGCAUGAAGCCGAAAGUGGUGCACAAUCCGAAACACGUUGCAUUCAAGCCGAUCAAUGGCAAACUUCCAGCCAUCCAAGUACCCUGGAAAACAGCCUCCAAGCUUCCAGGCGGCCAUGAUUUGCAUGUGGUAGAGGUGUGUGAUUGGAGUGGCGAUAGCUGCCCCAGGGGCCGUUAUUUGAAGGCCUUGAAGAUGAAAUCACGCCACACCGACAUGUCCAUCCUCAAGGCAGUUCAGAUCUCCCUGAAUUUCUGUGACUGGCCGCGGGGCGAUCCAAGAAACGAGCUGACAGUGGACUUUCCGCAGCCUGCAAGGAGAAGGGUCGCAGAUAGUGGUUUGACCGUGGGCAUCUCACAUCCAGAUCUACCCACUGGCAUGCUGAUGUCCUGCGGCGAGGACGAAUUCUACAUGCACGUGCUGGAUGUGAACGCGUAUUUGGAUGCUCUGGGGAUGGAGAAGGUGGAAAACUUGCUACGGCAACGGUCGGUCGGAGCAUGGUUUCUGGAUCAUCUCGACAACCCCUUGGAGGCCAACUUGCCGCUCUUUCCGCCUAACAUUGAGGCGCAGCUGACAUUCAAGCCGGGAGUAGAAAGGCAUGCAGUGACCUUCACCAUCCAGGUGCCUGAGUUCAAAGUCUCCGCAGUGGACGAAACGACUGUGCGAUGCAAUCAUAUUCUGAGCCCCCAGGAGGCUGGAGUCAUGAUCCUCUCGGACAAGGGAGGUGAUGUUGGCCAAGUGCUCCGAAGCCUGCAUUCCCAUAUGGCGGAGAUUGGGAGAGCUGACCUUGCAAGAGGAAACGGGUCCGCCUUGGAACAUUUGUUGGUAGCGGUUUCCAUUCCAGGUCCACUUUUAGCGACGCAGCAACUCUUGCACAGCUGCAUCUCCACGGUGGAGCGUUACAUCGGAACAACUUUGGCUGCUGAUGCCUGGAAAAAGCUCUUGGACGACGAGGAAGAUGCAGAGCUCACGGUGAGAUACGUCCAUGGCCGGGCUGAACCUAGCACACGGAAGGUCAUCGAGCGGUUGCUUCGGGUCAAACAGAGUGACCGAGACAAGGACAUCCACAUAGAAGAUGUGAUAGGGACGCUGAGAGAGAUAUUGCAGCAACCGGGGCUCACGAAUGCGCAGAAGCAUGCCAUGCGCUCUUCCUUCCUCCGGCGUUUGCAUGCUGCACUUCCAGCUGCUUACUACGAGGUCAUCCCAGCAUCGAGUGAAUAUUCCAGUAACACAGGCGAUUGGUGGCAUCCGGAGCCCCGAUUCCACGUUACGUCUCCGUUGCAUCGCUACAUCGACAUUUUGGGGAUGAGAGCUUUGAAGUCUCAGCUUGGAUGGACUGCUUCGAAUCCUCAUCUCCUGCUUUCUCGAAGGGACUUCGAGGAGGCUGUCGCUCGGACCAACUGCAGGAUUGCUGCAGAAAGCUUCGGGCGGCACAUCUUUCGGACCAUCUCCAGGAUGCGAGAGCUGUCUGGCAGUGGCCAGAAGGUUUCGGAUGCCGUGAUUGGAGCAGUUGGCCCUACCUAUAUCAACAUCUUGGUUCCGUCUGAGAAGGCGCACACUUUGGAACUCCAAUUGCCGGUGAGCUCCUUGUGCAGUUCCACCUGUGUCUCAGAGUACGAUGCGGUCACCCAGUCUAUGAAACUCACAAUGCAGAAUGACAGGGAUCAUUUGGAGACCUUGCGCAUUCGCUCAUGGUUUGCCCAACGAAUGACCUGCGUGAUCGCUCGCAACUAUGCCCAGCCCAUCCCGCACCAUGCCAGCCCCAACUCCAUCGUGCUUUGGGAAAUCAAGUUCCACGGAGAGAAGGACUUCAUCUUUCCCACCGGUCUGAAGAGCUUUCCGGAGUCCUUCUCCUCCUGGCCGGACCUCACGGAUUGGCCCUUGCUGGACCGCAAGAUGGAGACCUACUCGCAGGUGUGGUCCCGGAUCAAACUGUGCCAGGUCCACGCUGCAGCACUGUCCAGCGAUGCAUACACCUCAGCAACUUCUGUGAACGACCUGAAGUGGUUCCGCACCAGUGGCGCUUCGCACUUCGAAUGCCAAGUCGAGGUGAAGCUAUUGCAGUACCAACGGCUCCAGCCAGGCGAUUUGGUGGUUCUAAGCUUGGAGCGUGCUUGUAGACCCAUCAGCUUACAGGGAAUCCUUUUGAAGGCGAAGGGAACAAAUCAGAUGCAGGCUGUGGAAGAUGGCAAGAAGAGUUUCAUUGUCCAGGUGGAGCUAUCAAAAAUAUCCGAGCUUUCCCGGCAAGCACAGGAUUUCAGCUUGGAUGGUGCUUCAACUUGGCGUUUGCACUUCAUUUUGAUCCCUCCCAACGAGAAGAAAUGCAUCCAACUGCUGCAAGACAUGCCAAGGUCUUGCCCGUUGCAAGGCAUGCGCUUGACCAUUCCGAGAAGCACGAAGGAAAUCAAAAGGGAGAUGGAGAUGCGACCCUUGGUCAGUAUCUCAGAGGUGACGCAUGCAAUGCACUCGACCUCCAAAAGCAAGCUGAAUGGAAAGCAGACGUUGGCCAUUCAGAGGGCCCUGCAGAGGCCGUUCUCAAUGGUUCAAGGGCCUCCAGGGACGGGCAAGACCUCCAUGCUCGUUCAGUGCGUUGCUGCUCUCUUGACAGCCUCAAGACCGCGUUGGAAAGAUGGCCGAAUCUUGGUCUGUGCACCAUCCAAUCACGCGGCCGACCACAUCUUGGACAGAUUGAUGAGUGCUGGCAUACCGCCCCACUACGUGACGCGAGUAUAUUCGAGGUUUAUUGAAAGAUGCCAUGGAAGCGGGUACAAGGGUGGGACAACGAAGUCAGAGGGAAGGUUUGAGAUUCAACCGCACCUCCAAGAACACGCACUCCACUGGAAAGUGAGUCAGUCCCCCAAGGUGAAGUUUCUCCCCUGGGGAAGGAGUCAAUACACCUUCAACAAAUCUUAUGAAUCUGGAGAGGUGCAAAUCCUUCGUGAUAGCCGCAUUGUGAUCACAACAUGUAUGAGUGCUUAUCUCCACACAGCUCUGGUGAAGGGCGAACCGCCCCACGUGGUUCGCCCAGUGAGCUUCGACAGCAUCGUCAUCGACGAAGCGGCGCAGGCCAGCGAACCAGACAUCGUCCUGCCGGCCACGUCAGCCAACUGCCGUGUCAUCGUGGUGGGAGAUCACAAACAGUUAGGCCCUGUGGUGACAGAGCACAACUUGUGUGCUCCUUAUGUCAGCGCUUUGGAGACUCCGUUUUUGGAGAGGAUGCACCAAAACUCUCAGCGCUCAAUGACGAGCACCAUGCUGAAUGAACAGUAUCGAAUGCACCCGUCCAUCCGGAGCUUUCCGUCAUCGCAGUUCUAUGAGUCUAUGCUGGAGGAUCGGGUGUCAAUCUCUCAUCGGCCGCAGCUGAACGGCAUCUGGCCACAGAAGAAGGAUCAUCGGAUCUUCAUCGAUUGCCAGACGCCGCAAUCCAUGGGCCUCUCGCCAGAGCUGACUGGCACCUGUGAUGUGGCGUUGAUGGAGAGCAAGGUGUCCCUUAAAAACGUGGGAGAAGCUCGAUCAGUGGUGGCCGCCUGUGCAGCGCUGCUGCGGCAAAGGUGCGAUCCACGAGACAUUGCUGUGAUCACGCCAUACAAAGCCCAGCAACAUGAGAUUCGUGCCAGGUUGGCAAGAGACAAAGAUGUUGGCUCUCACUCAAAGUCCAUCUUGGUGGGCACCGUGCACGCUCUGCAGGGCUCCGAGCGCGAGUACAUCAUCGUGAGCUUCGUCCGCAGCACCUCGCAGGACGAGGAGGUCGUCACAUCCGUGGCGAAGACAGCCGGAGACUCCGUGGCGCUGCAGGAGAUGUACCAGACAAGUCUGGGCAUCCUCGAGAACUACCGGGUGUUGAAUGUGGCCAUCACCCGAGCUAAGUAUGGCCUCAUUUGCCUCGGGAAUGCAGAUGUUCUGAGCAAAGGAUCCAAGGAUUUCAAUGCCUUCAUUCACAGCUUGAGGAGCUGCAGAUGCAUUCUGAGUCAAAAGGACUUCAAAGAAUCGGUCCGCAAAAGGAGGGCGUGA
Cladocopium goreaui is the source of this 4741-nucleotide messenger RNA. Lineage: Eukaryota; Dinophyceae; Suessiales; Symbiodiniaceae. The record is from the annotation of a GenBank genome assembly.